AUGAUCAUCAUCUUGAUCGCCUUGAACGGCACGGUCUUCCUUCUGUCGCUGGUGGGCAACGUAUCCGUGCUGUGCGUCAUCAUCAAAGACAGGCGCUUCCACUCGGCAACCUACAUCCUGGUGGCCAACCUGGCGGCUGCAGAUGUCCUUAUGUCCGUCGCUUGUCACCCCCUGACGCUGGUUACUAAUUUGUUGAACGGUAAGAUCAAAUGUCAGAUUUCUAACUUAUUAAAGGAUUUUGGGUUAAGAAUAUUGGUGCUAUGA
Molecule: messenger RNA, 264 nt
Organism: Lymnaea stagnalis (great pond snail)
Lineage: Eukaryota; Metazoa; Mollusca; Gastropoda; Lymnaeidae
Source: the annotation of a GenBank genome assembly